AUGACAUCAAAGGAGAAGCGGGAAGCUGAAUCCCUAAAGCCCCUAGAGGGAGACAAAAAGCAUAAUCCAACCAUGAAAUUGCUGAACCAGCACCUCCAACACAAGCCUGGAGUAUACGGUCAAAAGGUUCUUCAAAUUGAAGGUGAGAUCCAUGAACGUGAGGUUGGAAUUAAUCGAUUGAAUAGCCAGCAGAAGGCUACCGAGAAUGAAGUUGUGGGUCUUGAACAAGAGAUUGACCUGAGUUGUGUGUGUGGAAUGGAAGCUUUUAAAGCUUUGAUUGAGCAACAUUUUGAUGAGAAGAAAGUGAUUAAAGUUGAGCAUAAUGGCCAGAUUGUCCAGAUUUAUUACUUAUAG
Molecule: messenger RNA, 354 nt
Organism: Linum trigynum
Lineage: Eukaryota; Viridiplantae; Streptophyta; Magnoliopsida; Malpighiales; Linaceae
Source: the annotation of a GenBank genome assembly